AGAUUUGAUCUCGCAAAGGAUGCUUACAGAGCUACUAACCAUAAAGAUGAAUAUACGCAAAUGACACUCUGGCUUGAAAGACGCGAGAAGAUGUUAUGGCACAAUAAUUUCGUCCAAUGGCGCCUUGCUGGCGAUCCUCCUCCACAAGACAGACGUGUUCCAUUGGAUAGUGUAGUUCACGACUAUGGCGCCACUUUUUUCACCGAAGCAUUAGCUCGUUAUGUCGUUCGCACAAAUCAACCUGGCCUUUCUCCAGCGCAACUUGAACAAGAAGCUUCCCAUGUCAUCCUUCCCUUCCAGACUGUUGCCGCAUUCCAUAGGGUCAAGUUCCACGCAAUCAAUGCUCACGGACAUCGUGAUUCAACCGUUACCGUGGAUUCAGUGCACUGUCAGCCACCACGAAAGGACAAAAGAAGGCAGAUAGUUCCUGCGCGCUUCGACACAGUUUUAGUUAAUGAAGAUGGUGGUGGGACGACAGGUGUUGAUGGGUAUCGUGUUGCACAAGUGCGCAUCAUCUUCACGCUGACAAGCCAGGCUACAGCUGCCUUAUUUCGCACACCUGGAAUUUUGCCUACCCACUUUGCAUAUGUGGAAUGGUUCACGCCAUUCGGGCAGCCUGAAGCAAACCAUGGUUUGUAUAAAAUUUCCCGCCUCAUUCGUAAUGGAGAGCGUCUGGCAAGCAUCAUUGACAUUUCUGAUAUUCGCAGGAGUGUACAUCUUAUUCCAAAAUUCGGCCCUGUAGCACCUCAUGAAUGGACCAGUAGUACCGUUCUGGAGCUUUGUUCUACCUUCUUCAUAAACUCGUUCAGCGACAGGCAUGCUUAUUUAACUAUUAUCUGACUAGUACUAGAAUCGACUA
Molecule: messenger RNA, 859 nt
Organism: Suillus fuscotomentosus
Lineage: Eukaryota; Fungi; Basidiomycota; Agaricomycetes; Boletales; Suillaceae
Exons: 3
Source: RefSeq, a predicted model, not a curated record